UGAAAGUCGCCGCACAUGUCAGGCGAGAGACAGUUGUUGGGUUACUAACAGGACACAACGCCUUGCAAACAUAUGCAUAGAGUUGUGUAUACAGAUGGCAACGAGAAGAAUAGCUCGGCCGCCUUUUAUAAAGCUGUAGCUACUCCCUGCCAUCACAAGUGGGAAAUGAAACCCUUCAGACAGAGGGCCAGCUAGCGCCUUGGAAUUGUUUGUUACCGUUUUAAUCCGAUUAAUUAAAACGUUAACCUGAUUGGGUAGAAAGCCUGGUUCCCAAAAGGCGACUCUUCCUCAUAAUAACCUGUUUAGCGAGAUAAUGAUGUAAAAGACUCCCUCGCUUACAGCUGAUGUUGGUGCUAACAUUUGGGAAAUAGCAGUGCGGGGUACAGCUGAACAAGAGGCAAGCUUUUGGAGGAUGCAUGUGUUGUCGCUGCAACUCAAAAUGCUGAUGUAAAGAAGUAUUUGAAGAAGUGAAAAGGAACGACAGGAAGCUAAGAUUAUUUUUUAAGACAAAAUAUUAAUCUUGAUUAGACUGCCGCCUGUCUUUGGGUAAUUUACGCCUUUAUGUUCGCCCUGUGGUAGACUACGCUGGACAGAAGUAACAGAAAGGACUAUGAGCAGAAAUAUGAAGCUGAGCAGUGUUGAAGAAGAUAUUUUCCAUAAAGCUCUACAGGGUACCCCAGUUACCAGAAGGUUGGAAUCGCCAUUCCGAGUGGGGUCGGGGGGUGGCAUGGAUCUGUCGCAGCGGGACAGGCACUCUCCCCUCGGAUGUUUUGAUAUGAGUGAGCCAGAGCUCCAGUCUAGGGGAGGCAGUGACAGCCUUGGAGUUUUGGGUAUGCCACCCUCUGCCGUAUGCCACAGCUAUGGAGAAAGCACAAGUAGGAGUUCCCUGGCCGAAAGCAGUGGUGGCGAGCAGAGCCCAGAUGAUGACAGCGACGGUCGCUGCGAACUUCUCCUCCGGACUUCAGACGCACGAAUCACCACGACAGCCCUCACUACCGCAACGGCUGGAGCCAAAGUAGACGGCUCGACUACCAAGAAGUCCAAAGAGCAGAAAGCCCUGCGUCUUAAUAUCAACGCCAGGGAACGACGUCGAAUGCACGACUUGAACGAUGCUCUGGACGAACUAAGGGCUGUCAUCCCAUAUGCUCAUAGUCCCUCAGUGCGGAAGCUCUCCAAGAUAGCAACUUUGCUCUUGGCCAAAAACUACAUCUUGAUGCAAGCUCAGGCACUGGAGGAGAUGCGACGGCUUGUAGCAUAUCUUAAUCAGGGUCAAGCAAUUUCAGCUGCAGCUUCUACUUUGCCAAGUGCCGCUGCUGCCCUGCACCCUGCACUGGGGGCCGCUGCUGCCUACGACCCCACGGCUGCCUACCCAUUCCAGACUGCAGGACUUGGGGCCGGAGGUUCAUGUCCAGACAAGUGUGCACUCUUCAGUACUGUUUCAUCUAACCUUUGCAAACAGUGCACCGAAAAGCCUUAAACCUAACCUUUACAGAUGCACGAAAAACGAAUAAAGCUGGAGAAAAAAGGUCAGCCAGAUGCAGCUAAAUAUAGCCGGUCGAUAAUUAACUAGUACACACAAAGAGAAAAAAUAUGGUGCAAUGGCAGCACGUCAGACUUUCCUGCACACAUACCUUAUCAGAAGAGUGAGUUAGGACUUUAAGAACUUGUUUUACACUUGGUAGUCAAUUUAAAUGAAAAUGGACCAGAACUAGGGGCACUAUGACACUGAAGCACUUGAAAUAAUAAAGGACUUAUAACACUGACACUCUUAAAUUAAUCUCCUUGUCACAGAAGAGAUACUUAAUAUAAAUAAUAGUAUUUUAUUGUUUAGAUGUGAUCUUGUAAAUAAAUAUAUACAAAACCUUGCACACAAUUUUUGGUAAGAGUGAAAAUGCGUGACUGGCAUUGCUAGAUUUUUUAAACAAAUAUAUCUGUGCACCUUGCUACUUAACAGUUUCCGCGGUGUCUGAACUGCAAUUAUAUUUAUUGUUUACUGACGUAAAACAGACUGUAUUUAUCAAGCACUGGAAGUGGAACCAUUAAAGUCCAAACCUGCAACUUGAUUCAAAACAAUACUGAGAUAGUCUUGAUUUUAUGGAAUUGUUUUUCACGUUUAUUUUAAAGCAUAAUAUGAGUGUUUGUGGCUGAGUUGUGUAACCCCCGUGUCCUAUACAAUUUUGGUCAAUAUUUCUGUGUUACAACCAGCUUUAUUAAAUGGCUUAAUUCCAAAAAGAGCAGCAUAUUUAAGACAAUGGUAUCUCUCUCUCUCUCUUUUUGAAAAGCGUGUCUGUGAUAACAUCCUUCCCACUGGAUUCUCAAAACUUAAGUUUAUAACACUUUUUUCAAAGGCAGCGGUUUGAAAAGGCUUAUAAUACUUGGUUUGUUAAAAAUAUUCACAUUCACAAAUAUGGUCAUGUUUUUGUCAGUUACUCUUCUGACCAUGGUCUCUGGAUACAUGUGACAUAUGCUGUUGUUUAUUAAAGAAGUGCUAUUUACCCAAAGCUAGAUUUCAGUUUGAAUUUGCAUGCAUCGAGUUUGUUUGUAUUUACUCUAUGUGUCUUAAUGGAUAUAGCGUCUGUAGAUUUACGUACUGUAUUAAUAUAUUUUUAAAGUACACAAAUCCACGUUGUCAGGUGGGUGGAAAUACAGACCAUGAUGAUUUAAUGGUGAGGACAAGACAGUAUGCAAGUGUUAUGCCAGAUUGUACAGCUGUUUCUGUUGAUUUGUAUGUGUUCCGGUGUUCUAAAAUAUCUUUAUUAAAAUAUUUUGACAAAAACAAAA
Protopterus annectens (West African lungfish) is the source of this 2781-nucleotide messenger RNA. It is a transcript of the gene BHLHE22, whose product is annotated as basic helix-loop-helix family member e22. The record is from RefSeq and is a predicted model, not a curated record. Gene Ontology annotation, molecular function: protein dimerization activity. NCBI's taxonomy places the organism in Eukaryota, Metazoa, Chordata, Ceratodontiformes, Protopteridae. The transcript has a single exon. The coding region runs from base 611 to 1477 and encodes 288 amino acids.